AUGGUCUAUCGCGGCAAGCCGUCCAAAUCCUGCCGCAACUGUCGAAGACGUGAUAUAAAAUGCGACCGAAAAUUAAACGGCUGUUCUCAAUGCUCACGAGCGAACAUAUCAUGCCCAGGCUAUCCAAAUCCCAGUGACCUGAUCAUUUGCGAUGAAACAAGUUCAACAAUUGACAAGAGACGUCGAGCUGAGAUCUCUCUCAUUAGUCCACAUUCCUUCACGGACUCUAUCCCAGCAAGGCUUCUUCCAUCAAUUGAGAUUCAUGCAAAGAAUCUUUUCAUCUCGCAAUACGUCGCGGAUACGGACAAGGCCAACCUCUUCACAUAUAUGCGAGUCUUUUGGCCGCCAGGAACUGUCAAAUUUCCCCUCUUAUCUACAGUUGUCAAGGCUGUUUGGCUCGCCUUCUUUUCAUUUUCUCAUCAAUCAAGUCCGGCUCUUCAUGAUGCGCGUGUCAACUAUGGCUCAGCAUUGAUGCUUACAACCACUGCCAUUCAAUCACCAACCGAAGCGAAAGAAAACUCAACCUUGAUGUCGUUGCUUCUUCUGAGUGUGUACGAAAGACUAGUUUACUGGGAGGGAAAUAUCAUCCCUUCAAACGCUCAUUUACGAGGUGCUCUGGGACUCGUGUUAUAUCGAGGUGGCAGUCAAUUUAGUGAUCCGAUCAGAAUGAAUAUGCUCCUAGGACUCUGUGAAUUUAUCAUUCUUGACUGUCUUGCUCAUGAGACUGAUAUACCUCAGGAUCUACUUAUUUUGAAAUCCAGAGUGAUGGAUGAUGCAGAUCUCUCUCCUAAGUGGCGUUUUCUAGAACUGUUGCUUGAAUAUGCGCAGCUCAAAGAGAUGCAGAGAUAUGGAGUUUCUCCGGCAAUGCUAAUUUCUGAGGCUGUUCGCCUAAUGAGUAAACUAGAGGAUAUAUCGCACGUCCUACCUCCGUUUGCCUGCAGAAAAGAUAUGCGUCGUUUGGAGGCUGCAUCAAUCACUCACCCAGAUCAUAACACGAGAAGGAGUUGGAACAACAUACGUAUAAUUCGCGUUUUGUUAGCAGACAUUAUACGAGAACAAUGCACUAAGAUACUCGGCGAUCUUGACAUAACCGAUCCUGCGCUUAUCAACCAACAGCUCCAAGAAUGUAUCUGUAUUAUUGUCUCUCCUUGCUCGGAAAUCUGUUCUUUUGCUUCAGGCAACGGUAUUAUAGGAACCGCAUCGCAAAAUGUCUCAAGCGUGCAGAUUAGCACACUCUUCUUUCAUCUAUACGCUGCGUAUACUUUUGCUAUACUUCCUCUUGAGCUCAAGCAGCUACUACAUCAACGUUUGCGAGAUCUCAGUGAAGGCCAGUUCCCUGGCAUCCAAAGGUUAAUGAACCAGUUGCUACGAGAGACCAGUGCCUAUGAGAAGAACUUUUGGAAAGUGUGGCUUCGACUAGGAAAAGAAAAUUUCUCGAUUUGA
Talaromyces marneffei is the source of this 1443-nucleotide messenger RNA. RefSeq lists its product as uncharacterized. NCBI's taxonomy places the organism in Eukaryota, Fungi, Ascomycota, Eurotiomycetes, Eurotiales, Trichocomaceae. The record is from RefSeq and is a predicted model, not a curated record. Gene Ontology annotation, biological process: regulation of DNA-templated transcription. The transcript is spliced from 2 exons. Gene Ontology annotation, molecular function: zinc ion binding; DNA-binding transcription factor activity, RNA polymerase II-specific. Bases 1 to 1443 code for a protein of 480 amino acids.